ACUCUGAGAAACAUCAUGCAUAUCUGUCAGGUGCCCAUUUCCAUCGUGGGAGCCUCCAGCAAAAAUGAGUCAAUAGCUAAGGGUGACCACUCCCACGGGCUGGCUUUCCGGCACACCCACAAACAGCCCAGCCUCGGGAGUCAGCCCGCAUUCCAGGGACCAGACCGUCUGCAGGGUGCUGCUCUCCACUCCUCUGGCAGGGAAACGCUCUUGGAAGGGCUGGAAAGGUGCCGGAGUCCAGCCAUGCUGGCGCUGCUCUGUGCCUGCUGGUUCCUGGUGGCCUGCGCCUCGGGCGCCUCGGUGGGCUCCGAUGCCAGCUUCGGGGGCCCAGAGGAGCCGAACCGAGACCUGCGCGCCAUAGUGAUGGAGACCGGGGAGGAGAUGGUCCGGCGGCGGCGGGAGGCCACCACGCUCUACGCGGCCUGCCAUGUGCAGCCGUCAGCCAGUCUGGACGCCGCGGAGCCCCAGGUGACCGGCCUGGUGCUGUUCCGGCAGCUGGCGCCCGGGGGCCGGCUCGAUGCCUACUUCGAUCUGAAGGGCUUCCCCACGGAGCCCAACACGUCCUGCCGCGCCAUCCACGUGCACCACUUCGGGGACCUGAUGCCGGGCUGCGAGGCCACCGGGCCGCACUACAACCCGCUGGGCGUGCCGCACCCGCAGCACCCGGGCGACUUCGGCAACUUCGCCGUGCGCGGCGGCAGCCUCUGGAGGUACCGGCCCGGCCUGGCCGCCUCGCUCAGCGGCCCGCACUCCAUCGUGGGCCGCGCCGUGGUGGUGCACGAGGGCGAGGACGACCUGGGGCUCGGGGGCAACGCGGCCAGCGUGCAGAACGGCAACGCGGGGCGCCGGCUGGCCUGCUGCGUGGUGGGGCUGUGCGGGCCCGAGCACUGGGAGCGCCUGGCGCAGGAGCACCAGCAGCGCAAGGAGCGCAAGAAGCGGCGGCAGGAGAGCAAGGCGGCCUGAGCGCGCCUGUCCGCCCGCCCCUCCGUGCGGGUGCCCUGACACCCCUCCCAGCCCCCCGAGAUCCCCUCCAUGUGCCCCAAGACCCUCCCUCUUUUUCCAGAGACACUCUGUACCCUGAGAUUCCAGUCAGGCAUGCUGAGACACCCCCCUCCAUCCAAAGGGUAGCCCCCCCCCCUUCGGAACACCCUCACCCUGAACUCUAAGAACCCCCAGAGGUACGCCCCUCCAUUUACCAUAUACUCCAUCUACCCCGAGGGCCUCCUAGACUCCUGAGGUCCUUUUCUACCCUGUCACCCCUGCCCUCACCCCAGGAGCCCUGAGAUACCUCUAUGCCCUCAGGACACGCCUCCCCCCCAACUCCUCCACCUCCUAGGUUCUGCCAGGCUCUCUGAGGCCUGUCCUGGGGUUGCCUAGAGUCCCCACCUCCCCACCCACCGCCAAUGCGUGGCCCUGCCAGCCGCGCUGCCUGCCGGAAGGAGCUUUGGGCUAUUUCUCGCCACCCUGCGGAGAGAUACCCUUUGGGGGGUCUGGCAAUCUUCACGUUGCACAUUAAAAACGCAGCAGCUCAGUACUGCA
Molecule: messenger RNA, 1539 nt
Organism: Myotis daubentonii (Daubenton's bat)
Lineage: Eukaryota; Metazoa; Chordata; Mammalia; Chiroptera; Vespertilionidae
Gene: SOD3
Product: superoxide dismutase 3
Biological process (GO): superoxide metabolic process
Molecular function (GO): copper ion binding
Source: RefSeq, a predicted model, not a curated record